Messenger RNA from Fusarium pseudograminearum CS3096, 1515 nucleotides. RefSeq lists its product as uncharacterized. The coding region runs from base 1 to 1515 and encodes 504 amino acids. Lineage: Eukaryota; Fungi; Ascomycota; Sordariomycetes; Hypocreales; Nectriaceae. The record is from RefSeq and is a predicted model, not a curated record. The transcript is spliced from 5 exons. Gene Ontology annotation, molecular function: D-arabinono-1,4-lactone oxidase activity; FAD binding. Gene Ontology annotation, cellular component: membrane.
AUGGCUUUCAUUCGAUCUUUGAGCAUACUGGCUCUGGCCCUUGGUGCCACAGCCGUUCCUUACAAUACAUUUGACGGUCCUGGAUUCCCAGCAUGCCAGGACGUUGCCAAGGUCCAUGAUGCUUCAAGCGUCAAGGACAUCCAAAACACCGUCCAAGGUGCCAUCAAGGCAGGUCAGAGAGUUCGGGCCUCGGGAAAAGCACAUAUGUGGUAUGAUACGAUGUGCUCCGAUGAUCCCAACACCGUCAUUAUUCGUACAGAGCAAGUAAACAACAUAUACGAUCUUGACAUGGAGGCCGGCACUGUCAUGAUCGAGGCUGGUGUAACAUUUUUACAGCUCGCUGAGUACCUACACGACCAUGGAGCUUCCGCGGGAUACACCCUUGUCAACUGGAACAUCACCUUGGCUGGUUGUGUUGCAAUGGGUGCCCAUCGGUCGUCUAUCCGAGAGGAUUCCAUGGUUGCAGCUGGCGUGUUGGCUAUGGACAUCAUUGACGGCACUGGCAAGCUAAGACACCUGGAGCGUGACGACAGCGAAGAGUGGCUGGCUGCUUCAACGUCUUUGGGACUACUGGGUGUCAUUGUGAGGAUGAAGUUCAAGGUCUAUCCCGACUUUAAAGUAUACGCCGAUCAGAAAACCCUGGACGAGGGUGAUGUUCUAGAUGGUGACAUCUAUGGUAUGAUAGCCCCCUAUGCCACCGCGAAUCUCUGGUGGUGGCCUCACAAGAAGAAGUUCCACUGGCGCUACUAUGAUGUUAUCCCAACCAACCAAAGCGAGCAAGAGGGCUUCCAAAACACAUUCUCGAUAACCCAAGUUGAAGCUGGUGCUAUCUCAGCUCUAUGGAACACUGGAAAAGGAGUUUCUCUAUCAAAUCUUCUCGCAGAAGAAAUUCUAUUUGGGCAAUGGGAGAAACCCAACUUUAGAGAAAAGACAACUAACAAGCCUAUCGAGAAGUGGCCCGUUUACGGAUGGAACUAUGAUGUUCUUAUUGGCGGUUUAUACCCUGAUCAGCGUCCAGUAUGGGAGUACGGCAUCCAUGGCUACACCUUGGAGCUCGCAUUCCCCGUUACCCAAGCCAAUGCAAUGCUUAAGAGGGUUCGCCAGCUCUUCGAUAACGAAGCCAAGAAGCUCAAGUUUAUGGCAUCUACUUAUAGGAGUGGCAUCAACAUCAAGUUUGGACGGCCAUAUUUUGACCUACUUGGACAGGUGACUUAUGGCACGUCCGAUGGUGCCGACUGGGACAAGGGUGUGAUCAUGCUGGAUUUCCCUUCUUACAAGCCAAGCAUUGGUGAUGGACUUCGAUAUAACGAACCUUUUUAUCACAAACUGGCAGAAACGCUGAUUGACGAAUUUCCAUGUCGCCCACACUGGACCAAGAACACACGAGAGGUAUUCGAACGUGCGGCCAAGAAUAUUGACCCUGAUCAUAUCUCUCGAUUCAAAGCAGUCAGGCAAAAGUUUGACCCUGAUGGCAUCUUUCGAAGCGUCGUGGGUGAAGCCAUUGGCGUGUACUAA